ACUAUCGGCCGCUGAUGCUCCGUCAAUGUUGUCAUUAAAAUAUUUGUCCAAAACAAAUGUCUCCAGAGCAUGCGGUUCCGCCUCAGCAGUGUCCAUCAGGCCGAACCGGGUCAGAGCAGGACUUCACUCCGCGCUUUCCGUUAAAGAGGAGACACACCGCAGAGCUGAGAGGAGAGUGUGUGAGUCAGUGCUGGAGCAGUUUCACAGCCAGUACACAGAGGAGCUGGGAGAACUGUGGCUUCAUGCAAGAGAAGUCCUGCUGAAUCCUCACUGUUGGCAGUACGGCGUCCUCCUGAAUCGAUUCAGCGAUCAUCUGGAUAUCAAGUCCGUCUUAAAAUCGCUCGGCUAUUACAGCCUUCUCUGUCAACCAGAUUCUCCUAUCGCCCGGUCUCUUCAGUGUCUCGUCCAUAAAGAUGCAGUGCGUCUGCCCACGCAGAGACAUCGGGACGGUUGGCUGAAACAGUACUACCUGCUGAAUGCUGCAUCCCUGCUGCCCGUGAUGGCUUUGGCUGUGAGGGACGGCGAGAGUGUGUUGGAUCUGUGCUCCGCUCCAGGAGGGAAAGCCCUGGCAGUACUGCAAACGGCAAACCCAGGGCUGCUGCAUUGUAACGAAGUGGAUAAGAGCAGGUAUGAGUGGCUGGUGAAGACUCUGGAGUCAUACAUCCCUCGUUCACUCGGAGACACCCUCACCAUGACCAAUGAGGACGGCAGGGACAUUGGGAGCAAGAAGCCAGAGAUGUUCGACAAGGUGCUGGUAGAUGCCCCAUGCUCCAAUGACCGCAGUUGGCUGUUUAGUGCCGGAGCCCAGCAGGGGGAGCUGCGGCUGAGAGAGCGAGCCAAACUGCCUCAGCUGCAAAAGGAGCUUCUCAGUUCAGCCUUAGCGGCGGUGCGUCCCGGAGGACUUGUGGUUUACUCCACCUGCACCUUUUCCCGUGCUGAGAACCAAUCAGUCAUGGAGGCGGUUCUUUCCACCUCCCAGGGGGUGGAGCUCCUAGACCUGGAGGAGGAUCUGAUCAGCUCACUCUCUGGCCAUUUUAAAUUUGCCCACCUUCAACCUCCUCUGGGUCAUUUGGUGGUGCCAGAACAGGGCAGAACGUGGGGACCCAUGUAUGUGUGCAGAUUGAGGAGAAGCUCCUAAACACCUACUUUCUCAUGGAGCCCACAGGAGUUUUGAGUUUACCUCCGUCGAUUAAGGAACAUUAUUCCACGGCGCUGUUGAAUUCUCAAAUCUGAUUGGUCUGAAAGUGUGAUUUGAGAUUGUGUAGCGGUAGAUGGGGCAGUGGUGCCGCUGGAAUUGCUGAUAUGAUGAAGUUUUCUGUGAGGAAAUGUUUGUUUAAUAUUUAUGGAAGGAGUCUGUGUGAGCAGGAGGGCUUUGUAACAGUGAGCGGUAAAGCUGUAGUACCAGUCUCUGCUGUUCCAUAGCAUUAAAUGUAACUAUACAUUUAUACGUGAGUUUCAUAAAUAAAUAAAACACUGUAAUCAUCGGAAAACUGCUGCGGUAUCAGAGGAAUAAAACACCACCCCCUGUUUUUGAUUAUUUUGUAUAAUAGUGUGUUCUGAAGUGUUUUAUUCCUCACCUGGUGCAAGUUUGUUUAAACUUUUAGAUCGGUUCAUGAUAUUUAAGCUGAAGUGCUCAGCCGUGGACUGAAUAAAAGCUUUAGUACCUGGAAAAAACAGUUUAACUGAGAUUUUUAAGAAGAAUUUUACUUUGCCUGAAUAUAUUUUCUGAUUUUUUUAAAAUUCUUCAAAUGAAAAUAUCACUUCUGAGGACCACAAUGGAAAUAAGUUUAUGCUUUAUUGUGCUAUCUUCGGCAAUGUCUGUUUUAUGCAUUUUAUGUACAUGUACUUUUAUUGCCAAAUAACAAAUGAUGAUGAUGAUGGCCUUUAUUGUCACUAGUCACAUGUACCAGCGAAAUUAGCCGUCAACCUGUCCGUACAUAAACAACAUACAAUUGACACAGGGUAGACAGGACAGGAAGACAGGGAUGAAGAUAAAAAGGAAACACAACAUGAGGAAAGAUAAGGAAAAAAAGAACACCCCCCCCACUAUGCUCCUGUCAGGAGUGCAGUGUGGGAACAUUUAAAAAACCUUUUGCACAUAAGCACACAACAACACAAGUACACUUUAAACACGGGACUUGGGGGGGGAAUCAGGGGUAAGAGGGGAGGAGGUAAUCCAGCGCAAGCAAGCAGCCGUCCGGUCCUGCAGCCAUGAAGGCGCUGGUCACGCAUCCGCUUGUCACACUGGGGGUAAAAAUGGCGACCGCAGAGAGUUAGAGAAGGAAUGCGAAGGCCAGAGUGUCUCCCGGCAGUGACCUUCAGGGGGAAAUGUUGCCUCAGCAACGGCCUAAACCAAGGCCGGUGCUGUCUCAGGGCGCCGAAUGUCGAUAAGAUAUGAAUUGUUUGGUCUUUCCAGACGCAGUCUUUGCACAUCCACACCGCUCGUCCAUAUCUGUCCAUUCCGUCCAUUCUAUUCAAAUUGAUCUCUGAAAAACAUAUUCCUUGCAAAGCUGAAAGCUGCUCCGAGAUGAUAACCGUUUUGUGGUUAAAGUUCUGAAUGUCCACAGUCUGAGUGCCAACAGCUUUGCCCACCACUCCAAUCAUAUCGGGCAGCUUUGUGGGGCUUUGAACAGCUGUCACCGUUGUCUGAUUUCCUCGAUAUACCAGGGCAAUGCCUAAUCCAAUCAGCAAAAGUCCUGUAAUCAUGGCUCCGAAUAGGUAGAUAUCUUCAAUGUCCUCCACAGAAAGAAUCGCCAGGCACAUGACCCGCCACCGCUCCCACGCGUCCAUCAUGUAACCAGCCGCAAUGGUUCCGGCAGGACAGACGGGUUCCCCCGAACCCAAAUUUCUCAUCGAGAAAACUGUGUCAAUUUCAUUAGGAGACCAGUUUAUCAAUUCCAUGAUUUUUUUUAGUUUAGAAAGUAAUGCAGGAAGAGUCUCUUCAAAAAGUACAGCAGACGAGACAAGACACAGAAGCACAAGCAGGGAAAAAAGGAGGGAGAGGGAGAGCAGAAAAAUGCGACCGCCUUCCGUGGAAGCACAGAGAGAAAAAUCAAAUCAGUCAAUCACCAAAUUUGUAUCACUGUUGAGGCCAUAUUGACUACUUUCACAUUACCCAUAAUGCUUUGCGCCUUGGGGGGUAACCAGGUGCUAUAUUUGUUUACUAAGUCGGAUAACCUCAGUCAUUUCUUUGAAUUCACAUGAGGAAAAAAUGACUUUUCCUGAUUUAAAGUUUUAUAGAAUACCUAAAGAGGCUAAGCGUCGAAAAGCGUGGGUUAGACAGAAUUCGCCAUCAAAAUGUUACACCGACGGACAACACGCGUCCGUGUUCUACACACUUCAGUGGUGGAGUAAAGUCUGAUGAUCCAAGUCACAAAGCCGACAACCCGUCUGUCUUUGUGUUUAGCCAUAAAAAGUGCCAAAACCGAAAAACAAGGACGAGUCAAAGAAUUGAAAAGGACGCAUUUUUUGAAGGAUCAAAUCCCAAAACAAAGCGCAAACGAUGCAGUGUAAGUAAGCUGACAUAUCCUUCGCCUUUUAGUGUUUACGUAUGUAGAUCGAAUGUAGUAUUUGACCCUGUCGUCCUAACAGCUUCCUCUAACAGCCCAAAGAUUGUCGUAAUCUGGUAGGAUAUGAGCUUGAGGAAAAUCAGAGUGAAGGAAAUCAACUUAAAAAAUAAACUUGACGGUUCUGCUGUGUUUACUUACUUGACUGAGUGAAUUCCUUGCUUGUGUUCUCAUGCACGAAGCGUUUUGUAUUUUCUUACAGCUUUCUCGUCGUAACCAGCACCCGCCACAAACCAUUUCACUGUGGAUUCCUCUAUGAUGAGUGUCGAUCUUUCUCAGCUCUUCUGCCAAUCUUUUAACUUGUGCAGAUCAGUAAUUGUCAGAACACCCGUGUUGACAGACGAAGAAAGCUGCUGACUCACUGUCACCUGAAGUAGAGAUGUUCGAAGCGUUCGAUACGAUAUUUACAGGCGCUUUUUUUACCGACUGAUUUCUCAAAGUCCACAGAAAAGGCUUUUCAGAUUUCUUUAAGCUUUGGUUUUGUUAGUUUUGACACUACUUUGAAGAUUUUAGAGAGAUUUAAAUUCGAAAGAUUACUGUCGGUGUGUGACAUUGUGCUGUUUUAGUUUGUGUAUAUUUUGGUUACCGCCCAAGGCGCAAAGCAUUAUGGGUAAUGUGAAAGUAGAGAAUUGGAUUUUAUUCGAUUUCCAAACUUGGGUUUGAUUGAUAACACUUACACUCACAAUAUUUCCUGAUCAGAGCAAUCUUA
Molecule: messenger RNA, 4275 nt
Organism: Neoarius graeffei (lesser salmon catfish)
Lineage: Eukaryota; Metazoa; Chordata; Actinopteri; Siluriformes; Ariidae
Gene: nsun3
Product: NOP2/Sun RNA methyltransferase 3
Exons: 6
Coding region: 26-1138 (370 amino acids)
Biological process (GO): rRNA methylation
Cellular component (GO): mitochondrial large ribosomal subunit
Molecular function (GO): methyltransferase activity
Source: RefSeq, a predicted model, not a curated record